AUGACAAACAUCCUCUCUCAGCAGAUCCCACUUCGGAUGACAGGGCUCGGGCGUUUCGUGGGCCAAUAUGCGCAGAACCUACGGGUUGCUGAAAUGCAGUGCUCAAAACAAUAUCGCGUCUGCACGACUACGACAAUGACGGGAGCCAUAUUUAUCGAAGCAUUUACACCAGUCAUUAUUCUCACAGCCGCUUUGUUCUGGACCACUUUCCCAGGAGGUUUUACUGCUUUGCAGGCAUUCCCCAUUCUCGCUCUCAUUAUAAUAGUACAGUCGCCACUCUUUUAUCUCAUCGAUACACUCGGGAAUCUACUGCGUGCCUGGGCAUGUUUCGACCGCAUCCAAGCAUACUUGCAAAUUCCCGAGUGGGAGGACCCUCGAAAAUUUCGCGGCGCGAUCACUGAUUCUGACAACGCUACAAAAAAGAAAGCCGAGAAGCAGAUCAGACAACAGGGUAGCGGCAUGACGACUGAUAUGGUGUUCGAAUUUAUUGAUGCGUGGAUAACACCGCCAGGAAGUCCCCAUCCCAUUUUGAAAAACGUCAAUUUACAGAUACUGAGAUCUCGAGUUGUUGCACUGCUUGGCCCUAUCGCCUGCGGCAAGUCUACCUUUCUCCGAUCCCUGCUUGGUGAAGCAAAUCUACAGCAUGGAGCCCUUCACGUCGCAGAAAAAGGCUUAGCAGUUGCGUUCUGCGACCAGACCCCUUGGCUUCACAACGGAACACUACGAGACAAUGUUCUUGGACCGAAGCCCUACGACGAAAGGUGGUAUCGAACGGUGAUAGAACGAUGCCAACUUCUCGAUGAUUUUGCACAAUUGCGCAAUGGGGACCAAACUGUGGUGGGAAGCGACGGUAUGAAUCUGAGUGUCGGCCAACGCCACCGUGUCAGCCUAGCAAGAGCUGUGUAUACCCUGGCCGACGUCAUUGUCGUAGAUGACAUCUUUAGCUCACAGGAUCAAAUCACUGCUAAAGCCAUCAUUCAGCAAUUGCUAGGAAUAGAUGGCCUUCUGAGGCAGUCGAAAACCACCGUUGUACUGGCUACUCACUUGAGUGUGGUCCUGGAUGUCUGCGAUGAGGCAUUGCUUUUUGAUGGCGAAGGGAAUCUUACUCGGAACACAGUCUUCGAUAAAGCUGAGCUCAAGAAGGAGCUAGUGACAGGCAUGGACGUUACAAAACAAAUGUGCGCAGCUUUCACGGACUUUGGCCGUGAAGCCGAGCACAUGCGGGAGACGCAUUUUGGAAACGGGACGGCGGCUGUGACAACCGAGUAUGCACCAUCGAACAACAUACGUACACGCGGAGAUUUUGGACUGUACCGAUUUUAUUUCCGUGCUCUCAAAAAUCCUCGGUUCUUUCUAUGGAUUGCGACAAUGGUGGUUGUAACGAUUUGCGACAACUUUCCUAAUGGCUACGUACGAAUAUGGGUGGACAAGGAUCCGAAUAAUAAUCUGUAUUUGCUGGGGUUUGCACUCCUUGCAUUUGGCAGGGUGGCUGUUGGCCUAUGGAGUCAGCGAAUGUUCUAUCUUCGGAUCCUGCCAGAUUCCGGGGAGCAACUGCACCAAAUGCUGCUGGACGCAUUAGCAGAUGCCACUUUGAGUUACAUAUGCACGGUGGACAGUGGAGAGUUGCUGAACAGAUUUAGUCAGGACAUGAAUCUUGUUGUACAAGCCCUACCAUUGGCAAUGUACAGAUUCGUCUUCAUGGUAUUCUCCACCGUCAUUGAGCUGGGCUUCGUCCUUGCCGGAGCGUCCUACGCAACAAUUGCUCUCCCUUUUGUCCUGGGAAUUAUAUAUGCCAUUCAGAAGUACUAUCUUCGGACAUCGCGCCAGCUGCGUCAUUUGGAUCUGGAAGCAAAAACGCCACUUUUUGUUUGUUUCAAAGAGACAGCCAAUGGACUGCCGCACAUCCGAACAUUUGGUUGGUCCGAACCACAGCUGCAGCGAAACUUAACCUUUGUGGACGAGUCCCAAAACCCUACUACCAAAUGUUUUGUGUGCAGCGUUGGCUAG
Akanthomyces muscarius is the source of this 2007-nucleotide messenger RNA. RefSeq lists its product as uncharacterized. The record is from RefSeq and is a predicted model, not a curated record. Gene Ontology annotation, biological process: transmembrane transport. Bases 1 to 2007 code for a protein of 668 amino acids. Gene Ontology annotation, cellular component: membrane. The transcript has 6 exons. NCBI's taxonomy places the organism in Eukaryota, Fungi, Ascomycota, Sordariomycetes, Hypocreales, Cordycipitaceae. Gene Ontology annotation, molecular function: ATP binding; ABC-type transporter activity; ATP hydrolysis activity.